AGAGGCCGGUAGAGAGAGGGCUAGCGGAGUGAGGGGCAGAGAGGGCGGCUGCAUGGCGGAGCACGUGCCAGACCAAUCCGAAAUCCUCCAGCCUUGUCGCCGCGUCUACACCCAAUAAUCCUCCGUAUAUCAAACAAAACGUAACUAAUAGCCUUCAAACCAUGAAAAAUACCGACAACAGCUCCAACCUUCUAUCAAGACCCUUCCCCCUCCUCACCCUCCCCCCCGAAAUCCGCACCCAAAUCUACACUUACUGCCUCUGCGCCCCCAACCAAGGCCUCCGCUUCUACGACCCCCAAUGCCGCCUGCGCGCCCACCGCGCGCCCACAACCGCCCUCCUAUCCGCAAACAAACAGCUCCACGCCGAAGCCUCCGCAGUCCUAUACUCUAAAAAUGAAUUCCUCUUCCUCGAACCCCGCGGACUGCUUAAUUUCGCUAGGAAAAUCGGACCCAGGAAUAGUAAACUCGUGAGGCAGAUACGCAUCCGCAUUCACUUUUACGAGGAUGAGGAUAUAGUUAUGUGGAGUAGGGGGAGGAAGCCGAAGGGGCUUUUGUGGGAGCGGCCGCCGUCAAGGCGUGAGGUAGAGAGUUCGUGGCCACGUGGGUUGCGUAUUUGAGGUGGCGGUAUUUUGAGAAUGUGGUGUUCUUGACGAUUAAGGGGGAGACGCGGUAUUACUGGUAUCAUUACGUUGUUAUGCCUGAGGACUUGAGGAGGUUUGUUAUGGAGUUUUUGGAGAAGGGGGCCGGGGGUAGGGUGCCGAGGCUGUUGUUGAGGGGGUUUGGGGAAGGGGAGAGGGAGAAGUUUCCGAGGGAGUGGGAUGUGAUCGUGGAGUAGGUAGAAACGAACGGAUCGCCCUGCGACACUC
This is a messenger RNA of Lindgomyces ingoldianus, 866 nucleotides long. RefSeq lists its product as uncharacterized. NCBI's taxonomy places the organism in Eukaryota, Fungi, Ascomycota, Dothideomycetes, Pleosporales, Lindgomycetaceae. The record is from RefSeq and is a predicted model, not a curated record. Bases 162 to 617 code for a protein of 151 amino acids. The transcript is spliced from 2 exons.